CAAAUUUAUCACAACACAGCGCAUGUUGUGCAAUUUAUUUCACAAUUAAUAAAGGAAUUCAACAAUUUUACAGAUUUAAAUUAUUUAAGAAUCGUAAUAGCUUUAUUAGAAAACUUAUACAACAUAAGAAACCUUCACAAAAUCUCAAUAUGCGGCUAGUGGAUUCGUCGAAACUUUUACAACUUCAAAACAAACCUCGAAACAUUCGGAAUAUAUGCAUUGUCGCACACGUGGACCAUGGAAAAACUACCUUGGCAGAUUCUCUGAUAUCCAGCAAUGGGAUCAUAUCUCAAAGGAUGUCUGGUAAGCUCCGAUAUAUGGAUUCUAGACCGGAUGAACAGGAGCGAGGUAUCACCAUGAAAAGCAGCAGUAUUGCUCUUUACCAUGCUGUAAAUGAUAUGGAGUUCUUAGUAAACCUCAUAGACUCGCCUGGACACAUUGAUUUCUCAAGCGAAGUGUCGACUGCUGUCAGAUUAUGUGAUGGAGCAAUUGUUGUGGUGGAUGUUGUAGAAGGAGUUUGUCCUCAAACAAGGCUAGCUCUCAAGCAGGCGUAUGCUGAAAACAUUCGUCCUGUAUUAGUUCUUAACAAAAUUGACCGCCUUAUUUUGGAAAUGCAAUUUACACCUUUAGAUGCAUAUAUCCACUUAACACAAGUUAUGGAACAAGUGAAUGCAGUAAUGGGAGAGUUGUUUGCUACCGAAGUGUUUGAAAAUGAGGAAACCACAAUAGAAAAACAGCAACAGAAACCACCAGAGUCUAAAGAAGACAAUAAUUUCUAUGAUUGGACCUCAGCCCUUGAAGAUGCAGACGAUUCUCAACUGUAUUUUUCACCAGAACAAGGCAAUGUUGUGUUUGCCAGUGCUAUAGAUGGUUGGGGGUUUACUAUUCAUACAUUUGCUAAAUUAUUCUCAGAAAAACUUGGAGUUAAAGAGGAGAUUCUUAGGAAAGUAUUAUGGGGUGAUUUCUAUCUUAAUCCAAAAACUAAACGCUUUAUGAAAGGUGCACAAGAAAAGGCAAAAAAGCCACUAUUUGUUCAGGUUAUUCUUGAUAACUUGUGGAAUAUAUAUGAUACAAUAGUAAUAAGAAAUGAGAAAGAAAAAGUGCCAAGUAUUUGUGAUAAGCUGGGUAUAAAAUUAACCACCCGUGAUUUAAGGCACACAGAUACCAGAAUCCAACUUCAAUCACUUAUGAUGCAAUGGCUUCCAUUAUCCCAGACUGUACUCAAUAUGGUUUGCACAAAACUUCCAUCCCCUACAGAAAUGCAACCUGAAAAAGUAGAUAUACUUAUGUGCUCAAGGAUCAGAGAUUUUGACUCUUAUCCUCUUGAAACACAAAAACUUAAAGAGGACUUUUUGGCCUGUGAUAGUAGUGAAGAUAAGCCUGUAAUUAUAUUUAUAUCGAAAAUGUUUAGUGUAGACAAGAGUUUGUUACCUGAGAAUAAGCCUAAGUUCUUAACACCUGAAGAAAUGGCGCGUCGAAGAGAGUUAGCUAGAAAAGUGAGAGAGGAACUUAAAAAUAAUACUGUAGAACCUGUUCCAGCCUCUGAAAUCAAAUUAGAUAGUGAUAAAACUGUGGAUCAUAAUGUUGAACAAGAUACAGUGAAUGAAGAUGUUGAGCAACCUGCAUUUAUAGCUUUUGCUAGAGUAUUUAGUGGAAAAGUUAGAAAAGGUAGCAAAGUGUAUGUGUUAGGUCCUAAACAUGACCCGUCCAAAAUACUUAAUAUAAAAAAUUUCAAAGUAGAUCCCAAUAAAAAGUUAAAAGACCUACAAAGUGAUGAACAUGUGACAUGUACAGAAAUAAAUUCAUUGUAUAUUUUGAUGGGUAGAGAAUUAGAAAAUAUUGAUGAAGCUAUUGCUGGAAAUAUUAUAGGCAUUGGUGGCUUACAAGAGCAUGUUCUUAAAACUGCUACUCUAAGCAGCACUUUAGCUUGUCCUGCAUUCAGUGAAAUACAAUAUGCGGCAGUGCCGAUUCUGAGAGUAGCAGUAGAACCUCAAAAUCCAUCUCAAUUACCGCAAUUAGUGAAAGGUCUCAAGCUCCUGAACCAAUCAGAUUCAUGUGUUCAAGUUCUACUUCAAGAAACUGGUGAACAUGUUUUAGUGACUGCUGGAGAAGUGCAUUUAGAAAGAUGUCUUGAAGACUUGAAGAACAAUUACGCCAAGAUACCUAUCAGUGUGUCAGAACCUAUUGUACCGUUUAGAGAAACAGUAAUAGAACCACCCAAAAUUGAUAUGGCCAAUGAAGAAAUAGAUGCUCAAAAUAUAGACAAGAAAAAUACAACACAAGAGGAUCCAGUGAUCACAGUAUAUACUAGCAACAGACAGAGCAAAAUAAAAAUAAGAGCCAGACCACUGCCCAGCGAAAUAACGAACCUCCUUGAUAAAUCCACAGAUUUACUAAAAGCAAUUUCUCAAUACAUAAAAACGCUUCAAGGAUUAAAUAAAAACGAUAAUUUAGAAAUCAAAUUACAAGAAUUAUAUCUUAACGGCACUAAUCACAAACUCUCCGAUAGAAUGCUGAAACUUAUACAAAAUUUCAUCGAAGAACUCCAAAACAUCGCUUCUAAACUAGGUCCCGAAUGGAAGGACGUGGUCAGUCAAAUCUGGUCUGUCGGCCCUAGGAAUUGUGGUCCAAAUUUACUUUUGAAUCAUACGUCAGAUUACAAAACGAAAUACUUAUAUCAUGAAGAAGAUAUAAAAGAAGACCCGCGAUUCGAAUAUGAAAGUAGUUUUGUGAAUGGAUUCCAGUUGGCUACUUUUGCUGGACCAUUGUGCGACGAACCUAUGAUGGGAGUUGCGUUCUGUAUUGAAGAGUGGACGUUAGAGAAAUAUGAUGUGGAGGAAUCCCAUACCUUUGGACCACUAUCAGGUCAGAUAGUUUCUGCUGUCAAAGACGGCUGCAGGAAAGCUUUCCAAAUCCAACCGCAGAGGCUGAUGGCUGCCAUGUACACUUGCGACGUUGUUGUAGACCAGAAAGUAUUAGGAAAACUGUACGCGGCGCUGGGUCGUCGCGGCGGGCGCGUGGUAGCCAGCGACUUGCAGAGCGGCUCAGCUUCGUUCCGAGUGCGCGCGCUACUGCCCGUCGCUGAGAGUUUCAAGUUUGCGCUGGAACUGAGGACCGACACGUCAGGACUGGCGGCGCCGCAGCUGAUGUUCAGCCAUUGGGAGGUGAUAGACAUAGACCCGUUCUGGCGACCGAGCACAGAGGAAGAGUACCUUCACUGGGGAGAGAAGUAUGACGGGGUUAACCGCGCCAAGGAGUAUAUGGACUCGGUGCGCGCUAGAAAGGGACUUUCCACGGACAAACAAUUGGUGCAGCACGCUGAGAAGCAAAGGACACUCUCCAGGAAGAAAUAGUAAUAUACCAACUACGGAUAACCGCGCCAGAUGCAAAGAACAGUCUCCAGAAAGAAAUAGAACUUGUAAACUCGACCCUGGGGAACUCCAUAGGGGCACCGCCCAAUAAUCAAAAAGAAAAAGAAGAAGAAAUAGAACUUUACCAACUACGGAUAACCUGAUCAGAAGCAAAAAACAAUCUCCAGAAGGAAAUACAACUUCAGUAAUUACGAAUCAUCCCGUGCGCACCAGGAAGAUACUCCCUACGGUUAAACAACUGGUGGAACACACGGAGAAACAAAGGACACUAUCCAGGAAGAAAUAGAUUUAAUACACCCCGGAAAACUUCUUGAGCAUUGACCAUGGACGAAAAAGCCUACGCGGUGACAAUUUUUGUCACAAAAAUAUCUAGUGCGCAAGUUUGUUUGUCUGUGUCUUUGUUCAAGAAGUUCAAGAAGCAAACAACGCUCUU
This is a messenger RNA of Chilo suppressalis (striped riceborer), 3804 nucleotides long. NCBI's taxonomy places the organism in Eukaryota, Metazoa, Arthropoda, Insecta, Lepidoptera, Crambidae. The record is from the annotation of a GenBank genome assembly.